Molecule: messenger RNA, 1309 nt
Organism: Manihot esculenta (cassava)
Lineage: Eukaryota; Viridiplantae; Streptophyta; Magnoliopsida; Malpighiales; Euphorbiaceae
Product: lipid phosphate phosphatase epsilon 2, chloroplastic
Exons: 3
Coding region: 122-853 (243 amino acids)
Biological process (GO): protein N-linked glycosylation; lipid biosynthetic process
Cellular component (GO): endoplasmic reticulum membrane; intracellular membrane-bounded organelle
Molecular function (GO): dolichyldiphosphatase activity
Source: RefSeq, a predicted model, not a curated record
ACACACACGCCAAUCAAAAACCAUUCGCCUCUUUUGCCACGCCGAUUUGAAAAAAAAAAAUGUUUCUUUCUUUUUCUUCUAACACGCUUGGCUUGACCCAAUACCAAGACUCCUCCACAAAAUGGUAGCAGCUACGGCUCUUCUCCACAAACCUACCUUCACACCCUCCCUCUCUUAUCCUUCUAACCCCCGCACCUUCACCCCCACUUUGCUUCUCCGGCUUCCUGCUUCAAGCUUUGGUUUCUUUGGUGGGGUUGUUUCCAAGAAACGCGUUUCAAAGACCUCCAUGACUGAGCUGGUCAAGACUUACGCGUUUAGGGAUGGUGAUGGUGAGAAAAGUGUCAAAAUGCUUCAACAAGAAGCUUUAGUGAAGGAACCCUCCGGUUUUCCUUCUCAAUUCACGCCUGAGGGAUUGGAACGCACUCUCAAUCGUCUGAGCAAGUGGUUUGUAUCUUUCUUGUUUGGUGCUGUGAUUCUUUGGAGGCAUGAUGCUGAGUCGAUGUGGAUUGCUAUGGGGUCUGUAUUAAAUGCUCUCCUUUCAGUAACUCUCAAACGGAUAUUCAACCAAGAGAGGCCUUUUCCGUCAGCAAAUUCUGAACCUGGAAUGCCAUCUUCACAUGCACAAUCCAUCUUCUACACUGUUGUGUUUUCCAUUCUUUCAGAAUUACAGAUUAAGAGAAAUUUGCAUCAUAUGAUGACCAAACUUUUACCUCCUGGAAGAAAAACAAUCAUCUCCAAAAGAGGAACCAUAUUUCAAGAUAUUCAUAAGUCGCCUGGUGUCUUUUGCCCUUCACCUCUUCACAUUUCUAAUUCUAGUAAAUACCAUGAAUUUGACAAAGCUUGUGGCUGUUGAGCAGUAACAUUCACAGUUGAGGAUCGCUCACUCAAGAUUAUCUCAUCAUCAUCUCAAAAUUAUCUAUUAUCCUAGUUAGGAGUUGCCAAAACACGACUGCAGCAACUGCACCGCAUCUUUUAGCGGGGGAAUAUAUCUUGUAGUGAACUGUGUUAAACACGAGGUCUCUCUGGUAUGUGCUGAAACCAGGUUCUUCCAAGAUUUUCCAAAAACGCUUAACGAGGGUUGGCUAUACUAUAAUGUUAGGGCUUUUUGUCAAUUUAGGGGAGGAGGAUUUUAAAUUUGUGAAUUAGGAGUUGUGAAAAAGAUAUUUGUUAAGUGCCGCCAUGAUUAAUAGGGCCAGUCUUGGCACUAGGUAUUUAGAUAUUUUUUUUUUACUAGGUAUUUUUUUUUUAAAUUGUGGUCAGGCACUACUUAAAACGGCAUCAGACUAUAAUUUAAUUUUUUAUUUUUAAU